AUGCGUGGGAGUUUUGCUGGCAGUACAUUCGUACCGGAAGAAAUUUUCGAACCAAAACAGUUACAUAUGGCUUCUUUGAAAAUACAAGCAGAUAUAGGGUUACUGUCCGUCUGGUGCGCUUGCGGUCCUUUUACUUCACAGAAAACAUUCUCUUUUGAGCAACUUUGCGAUCUGCUAGAAUUGGCAAAAAAGGAACUCCCCAAUAUUGGACCAUUUAUUGAUCGAACUAGUACAGCCGCGAGAUCACCUCAUCUCAAUGUUGAUUUCGACGAAUUUAUGGACGCACUACUUGCCAAAAUUGAUGAGACGCUAUCCGGGAUUGGCAACGUGAUAAGCAGUGCCGAGGAAUGGCGAACUACAGACGGUGGCAGCUUCAACCAUACUAAGGCACUGUACCGCAUUUUGAGGGAAUCAGUUGACGACCCGUUGAUAAACCGUUAG
Gongylonema pulchrum is the source of this 441-nucleotide messenger RNA. The record is from the annotation of a GenBank genome assembly. NCBI's taxonomy places the organism in Eukaryota, Metazoa, Nematoda, Chromadorea, Rhabditida, Gongylonematidae.